AUGCCUACUAAAAAGAUUAAACGUACUACGACGACAACGACUACCAAGUCUACCAAGGCUGUUAAGGUUUCAGCUGCGUCGAAGAAGAAUCCCCUCUUUGUAUCGAGACCGAAGAAUUUCCGCAAGGGUGGUGACAUUCAGCCCAAGCGUGACCUGUCUCGCUUCGUACGCUGGCCGCGUUACGUGCGUAUUCAGCGUCAGCGCAAGGUUUUAUACCAGCGUCUGAAGGUGCCACCUUCGAUUAAUCAGUUUUCGAACACUGUGGAAAAGAAUGUUGCUACGGAUCUGUUCAAGUUGCUGCUCAAAUACCAGCCAGAGACCAAGGCGGCUAAGACUUUGCGACUACGCAAUAUUGCCGUUGGUAAGGAAGAAGCUACGGCUCCACCUGCUGUCGUGAAAUUCGGUCUGAAUCACGUGACGUCGUUGAUCGAGAACAAGAAGGCGAAGCUUGUGGUUAUUGCCCACGACGUGGACCCCAUUGAGCUCGUGGUGUUCUUGCCUGCUCUUUGCCGUCAGUUCAACAUUCCUUAUUGCAUUGUCAAGGGUAAGGCUCGUUUGGGUCAACUUGUCCACCAGAAGAACGCUGCUGUCGUAGCGCUUACGCACGUGAACAAGGAAGACAAGGCCAAAUUUGACUCACUGACGCAGACAUUCCGCAGCAAGUUUAACGACGACACGGUGCACCGUCGUAAAUGGGGUGGUGGCAUCAUGGGCUUGAAGACCCAGAAGAAGCUGGAACUGCGUGAGAAAGCGAUUGCUGCCGAGGCUGCCAAGAAGGCCCAGUACUAA
Molecule: messenger RNA, 789 nt
Organism: Peronospora belbahrii
Lineage: Eukaryota; Oomycota; Peronosporomycetes; Peronosporales; Peronosporaceae
Source: the annotation of a GenBank genome assembly